Oreochromis aureus is the source of this 2363-nucleotide messenger RNA. Its product is annotated as protein FAM3C-like. The record is from RefSeq and is a predicted model, not a curated record. The transcript has 10 exons. NCBI's taxonomy places the organism in Eukaryota, Metazoa, Chordata, Actinopteri, Cichliformes, Cichlidae. The coding region runs from base 688 to 1389 and encodes 233 amino acids.
AAUUCUUAGACCUCGGCUCCUUCAGUGGAAAGCAGAUUUCCUUGUUGCUGCUGUCAGAACUCUGAUCAGCACACCUAUCUACACCCAAACACCAAUCAUAUCUUUGCACCUGGAGCGGGAGAGGGCUCCUACAGCCUCUUUUCUGCUUUUAUAUUUUUAGAUUGCAGACACUUACCACUGAGCCUGAACGCCUCAUACACCUUACAUGAAGCAUAACACCUGUUGUCACCUGUGGUGAUGUUUGGCUGGCGUCCUGUAAUCAGCAGCUGAGCUGCUCGGGGCAGUUUGACAAACUGUAGCUCAGGUGAGAAUGGCCCCGCCUCCUGCACCUGUCAUCUUCAUAUCACAGGAACCAUCUGAGUCUGACUGAGUGGGUGGAUGUGGUUACCUGUCAGCCUCCAUCCCUCUGCUGGUAUUUCAGAUAUUUAAAGAUUCUCUUCAUGGGAAAAACAGAAAUGUAAAUUGUAAUCAGAUUACUCUGAAUUGCAUGAUUACAUGGUGUUACGCUGGCUUUCAUCACUUGAGUGAAGUUGGUGCCUUCAUUUUAUUUAAAUCCUGAUGGCGACUUCCUGCUCUGAGGACGUCAUUUCCAUAUGAAAAACAGACGCGAGCGCCAGACGCCAUCGAAGCUGCUGCAGGUCUGUGCUCAUGGCGUCCGCUGCCUGAAGCCUCGGGAAACGAAGCACGAUGAAGCACGCGGUCCUCCGGGGAAGUGUUGUGCCGUUGCUGGUGGUGGUCACGUCUGUGAUCAUUGUCGUUGUCAUCCUGCAGCAGUCCAACGUCUCGUUUGAAGCUGGUUGGCAUCAUAAUUUACCCAAGGUCAUCAAUUUCCCCCCUCACGGUGCCAAAAUAUCCAGCAAGCGUUCAGCUGGUGUAUGUGGUACUCCAAGAGAGUGUCCUGCACAUGAGAUCAGUUUCUACAUCCACAGCGGAGCCGCCAACGUCGUCCCUCCGGCCAUCUGUGUCCAAAACAAACUGGUUCUGGGAACUGCGCUGAACAACGCUGGAGGAGGAAUAAACAUCGUUAUCCUAAAUGGUAAAACGGGAGAAGUCCUGAAGACGGAUCACUAUAACAUGUACAGUGGAGAUGUGAAACCGUUCAUUGAGCUACUGAAGAGCAUCGAGAGAGGCUCCAUCGUUAUAAUGGCGUCCUACGACGAACCCUCAACAAAGUUAAACGAUGAGCUCAAGAAUCUGAUUGCUGAACUGGGAAGCUCUCACAUCCACUCGCUGGGAUACAGGGACAACUGGGUGUUUGUUGGUGGCAAAGGAGUAACGGGGAAGAGCACCUUUGAGAAGCACAUAAAGAGCGACUCGGCAACCAACAAAUACGAUGGCUGGCCCGAGCUGAUCGGGCUGGAGGGCUGCGUCCCCAAAUUCCCGGAGUGACAGGCGAGGCUGCAGACGCAUGGCUGGUGAUUUAGAGACUGAUCUGGGACCGGAAAAUUGUGCAAACCAAAUCCAGGUGAACCCACCUGCCCUGUUUCUUCUAUGUGUGAGGCUCUCAUGGAAGCUGGGCUCUGUCUCCGCCUCCAGGAAUAAAAAAUUAAAAAAAAAUCAGGAAAAUACAUUUUAGGGUUUCAGAUUUGCCACCUUUUUAUUGAAGUGUGACAGGAAGUGAGGUGAGCUUUGGAGCUCUGUAAUCGUUAGUGAGAAACUCCCCUUUAGAUAAGAUGACUCAGUUCAACAGGACAAGCAGGUCUUUCCUGUGCAGUAAGAGAACGGACAACCUCCUGAAUGUUUCUGACAUCCAGCCUCUCCUGAAGUGCUGCAGGCACCAUCACCUGAACCAGAAUCUCCAGAUUUUAUCUGCAAGUCCUCCCAAAGCACCUCAGCCGCACCUUCCAGUUUGUUUCUUUGUUAUUUUUUAAAGUGUUGCUUUCAUUUAUAAAGAAUUACAAACGAAACGGAUGAUAUCAAACCAGCCAGAAUCACACACAGGUCUGGGGAUGUUUCUGGACUUUUUUUAAAUGUGCAUUUCUAUUUUUAUAUUGUCCUUUUUUGAGUUUAAGGUUAUUACAAAGUGAAUUACUUUCCGGGCUGUGGGUCUGCACGUCUUACCCAUUUUUGGAUUCGUGGUUGUUGGUUUGUUUACAUUAAAAAUGAAAGAAAGCCGAAUGAAGAAGACGCCGAUGCUUUGACUCCGAUUUUGAAGGCAGAUGAAGGUUGCCCGGUUCUACCUGAAGCUUCUUCCUGUUUAAAGGGAGUUUUUCCUUCCUACUGUCACAGAGUGCUUGAUCAUAGCGGGCUGUCUGAUUGUUGGGUUUCUCUGUUUUAUUGUAGGAUCUUUACUGCACAAUAAAAGGUGUUUGAGGCCACUGUUGUGGUUGGGUACUAUAUAAAUAAAGUUUACUUGAACUGAA